AGACACAGUUGACAAAGCAGCAAACUUCAAAGCAUGGCGGGCCGCCCUUGGCAUCAAGGCGUUCAGAAGUGGCCCGGACUUCAAGUUCAGAAGACUAUUGAUUGACGGCUGUAGCUCAUGCAGAAGGUUACUCUUACAGAGUACAAGCAAUGCGGUGCUAUCGCUGUGCCGGUCGCUUGCUUGUACAAGGGGGGCCGAGCAGCUGGGUCAGUUAGUGAGUAAGUGUCUGAGAAAGUAAGGUGCGGAUAGCCAGAGGUAGUGUACACAUGACACGUCGCAAAAGCUAAUGUUUUGAGCAACGACACCACUAGCGACGUAGACCACAAGGUGUAUUGAAAGAUGGCGCGCUACCAGUUCUCCGACCACGCGGAGCUCCGGGCAGUUUCGCACAUUGACAUGGAUUGCUUUUACGUGCAAGUGGAGCAGCGAAGGAACCCCGAGCUCAAGGGCAAGCCAACGGCGGUGGUGCAAUACAACCCCUGGAAAGGGGGAGGGCUGAUCGCUGUUGGAUACGAAGCGCGUGCAAGAGGAGUGAAAAAGCAAAUGCGCGGGGAUGAUGCCCGCGAACACUGCCCUGACAUCAACCUUGUGACGGUGCCAACAGCUCAUGGGAAAGCAGACCUGACCAUCUAUCGUGAAGCCGGAGCAGAGGUGGUGAGUAUCCUGUCAAGGAAGGGGCGCUGCGAGCGCGCUUCUAUUGACGAGGUGUAUCUGGACCUGACCGAGGCCGCAAAGGAGAGGAUGGCGCACGUGCCAACAAAUAGGGACGACCUUCAUGCGGAAGCUCAGAAGAGCCACGUCCUGGGAGUAACGCCCAACGUCUCCGACGCGUCCUCAUGGCUCGUUUCUCGUACCGAGUACUCCGAGCAGCUGUUGGCCGCGGCCGCGCUGAUUGUUGCGGAACUCCGAGAGGCCGUCCGCAUGGAGGCGCGGUUCAGCUGCAGUGCGGGCGUCGCGCACAACAAGAUGCUGGCCAAGCUGGCGAGCAACAUGCACAAGCCGGCGCAGCAGACGCUGGUCCCGCUCGCGGCGGUGCCGGGGCUGUUCGAGGAGCUGCCGCUCAAGAAACUACGUCAGCUGGGCGGGAAGCUGGGGGCGUCGUUGGAGAACCAGCUGGGGCUCAACACGGCGGGCGAUCUGAUGCGGGUGCCUCUGGAGAGGCUACAAGACAUGCAUGGUAAAAACGUCGGCAUGUGGCUGUUCCGCAUCUCCCGGGGCCUUGACGACGACCCGGUGAAUGACCGCGUUCUGCCCAAGAGCCACGGCUGCUCCAAGACGUUCCCCGGGCGCAACGCCCUGGCCGACUUGCCCGCGGUGCGCCACUGGGUGCGCCAGCUGGCGCUCGAGCUAGAUCAACGGCUGGAGACGGAUGCGGAGCAGAACGGACGGUUCGCGCGGCUCCUCGUGGCCAGCGUCAGCUAUCACACGGAACCCACCCUCGCGUCGCCCCACGGUGUGUCCAAGUCGUGCCCUAUUGCAUACGGGGUCGACCGGAUCACAGCGGACGCCUUUGGACUUGUCCGGCGAGUGCUGUCCGACUGUCAGGCGUUUUAUGUGACGUCAAUGGGCCUUUCCGCGACCAACUUGCAAGCGACCCCCGAGAAGACUGCUUCGAUUACGACGUUUUUGAGAAAAGUUCCUGGGAAACAGAGUGCGGCAUCAGACGGGGGCGCGCCGACUGGGUCAGAAACGACGGACAGGGGGGAAGGAGAGACGGCGCUUGAUGAGGAAGGCAACGGGGGUUUGAGGGGGCAAGUCGCUGCAGAUGAGAAAGAGGGUACGGCGCAAAUAGAGGGCGAAAGGGGCGGUGGGUCGGGGGAAUAUGCUGAAACGAGCACCGGAGGCGAAGCGAGACGGAAAACGGAAGUUGGUGCACGCAAGGUGAAGCGGCAGAGGAGUCCACUGCGGGACUGGCUGGCCGCGGCAAGCGGCCCAAGGCCUGCGUCGAAGGUCAUUAGCACUGGCGGAAGCGAAGGAAAGGGAAAAGGGCUGGAACGAGAGGUCUUGGCGGGGACUGCAACGCAGUCAGAUGCGCUAAAAGCUGAAGGGCGAGCAGCCUCGGAGCCUGCAGAAUGUGGAAGAACGGGGGCGGACGAUCCAGCGCUGCAGAGCGAGGAGUUGAGGGGGGAUGAGAUUGACGGGCAGCACGCAUUGGAAGGGGUUUCGUGUGUAGAAAGGGGUCCAGACAGCACAGUUGGGGAGGAGUGCGAGGAUGUGCAGCUUACGCUGGAAGAGUGGAUAGGUGACCGUGGUGGUACUGAUUCUAGAUCGGCAGCGGCUGAUCCGGAACAUGCCUCGUGUGAGGGCCGGGGGAGGACCAGCGAGAACGAGAAAGGGGCCGCCAGUUCAGCGGAAGUGGCGGGGGUAACGGCGGAACCGACGGGGUUGUCUGACCUUGCAAAGAGCGGACACGCUGACAGGUUGGAUUUGGGAGGAGAGCUGGGUGAGGGUAAUGUUGCUAUCGAAGAUAGGAACAAUGGGGAAGAGAAGGCCGACAGUGGUUUCGAAUGGAAGGGGGCGCUCGCAGAAACAGCGACGGCACGGCAAGUGCGGAACCGAGUGGAAGCUCCGAAGAGCUUAGAGGCGCUGUGGCAAAAGGCUGCGGUUCCAAAGACGGAUGUACAAAGUGAGAGAACGGUAGAGGACCAAGCGGGGGCAAGCAGAGAAGGGCGGAGGAGUACGCAGUCCAAGACGAGAAAGCGAUCGUUGGACGGACACGUGGCAGACGCCAAGGAGAAGUUGCAGAAGCUCUGGUCCAAAGCACCCAGUGCUAAAGAUGAGACUGGGCCGGCAGAGGUUGGUAGUGGCAUCACUUACGAGUUCGACUGGCAAGAAGUUGACCAAAGCACCUUGGACGAGUUGCCAUUAGCAAUUCAGGCCGAGAUCAGAGCAGCGCAAAGGUUGCAGAUGCAGCGGCAGCAACCUAAAGCUGCAAAAAAGCUAGAGAAGGCACAGCACGCGCAGAGCAUUAAGCCGUUCUUCCAGAGGAAGUCCCGCUAGUUGGGGGCCAUUGCAGCAUACGAAAGUAAUGGUACAUUGCAGCUUGAGCUUUUAUAUGACAGCUUUGUAACUUUUCGUGACGGCCCGGUGAUCAACAGAUUGUGUACGUGUGCUUAAUCAGAAAUACAUGGCUG
Molecule: messenger RNA, 3134 nt
Organism: Klebsormidium nitens
Lineage: Eukaryota; Viridiplantae; Streptophyta; Klebsormidiophyceae; Klebsormidiales; Klebsormidiaceae
Source: the annotation of a GenBank genome assembly